Molecule: messenger RNA, 1845 nt
Organism: Nestor notabilis (Kea)
Lineage: Eukaryota; Metazoa; Chordata; Aves; Psittaciformes; Psittacidae
Gene: IL21R
Product: interleukin 21 receptor
Exons: 8
Coding region: 1-1767 (588 amino acids)
Biological process (GO): immunoglobulin mediated immune response; cytokine-mediated signaling pathway
Cellular component (GO): external side of plasma membrane
Molecular function (GO): cytokine receptor activity; protein binding
Source: RefSeq, a predicted model, not a curated record
AUGAGGAACAAACUAUGGCUCAAGAGUAUUUCCUUCUUCCUCUUAUUCCAGUACACUACGUGUUGUAAAAACCUCACUUGUUUUGUGGACUAUGUACAGACGCUGUCCUGUGUCCUGAGGAAUGACUUGGGUGCCAGUUCAUAUAACCUCACUGCGACAUGGGUUUCCGAGGAAGCUCCAGAAAACACUGUGGCUGCCUGCAGUCUCCUGCAAUCGUCCAGGAACACCAGUCACACAGAGUACGUGUGUACUGUGGAUAUGACUGAACUCCUGGCAGAUACCAGGGUCCAGGUGGAUGUUACAGAGACAGCUGAUCAGCAGCCUGUGAUUUCCAAAGACUUUUAUAUGUCUGAGAACAUCAAACCACAGCCUCCAUUCAAUCUGACUGCUGUGUUCUCAGAGGGUUACAACAUUUCUUGGGAAACCAUCUACCAGAACUUUCCUUUCUACUUUUUGAAUGAGGAGCUGGAAUAUCAGCUGCGUUACAAGAGAAGGACCGACACCUGGGAGACUUGGAAGACUAAAGCUGUUCAUGAAGAUAAAAGGACACUGGUAAUUUUGCCAUGGGAACUCCAGGCAAACACUGAGUACGAGUUCCAAGUGAGAGCCAGACCCCGAGAAGGCACUAGUUACCAUGGAUUUUGGAGUGAAUGGAGUCAUCCGCUGACAUUGACAACUGGCCCUGCCGCAGUGACACAGACAACAGGCAUGGGAUGGCUGCUGCUGUUGGGUGGUGUCGUGGCAAUCACUGCCUCAAUCACAACCUUUCUGGCCAAACAGCAGAGCUUGUGGAAGAAGAUGGCUUGCAUCCCAGACCCUGCUCCCUUUUUCAAACCUCUUUACUUGGUGCAUAAUGGAGAUUUCAAGAAGUGGGUUGGUGCACCCCAUUCAAAAAUCACUUUUGAUUUCUUUGAAUGGGGGAUAGUCCUUCCAGAAGUCCUAGAAGUUUACACCAUGCGGAAUUCCAACAGCACCUCACGGGAGGAGCUGCACGAGAUGAGAAAAGAUCUGCCUUGCAAGCCCUGUGCGUCGUGCCUGACUGCCCCGGGUCAGGAUGGCCAGUCCCUGCUGUCUAGUGGCACUCAGGACCAGUCAUAUGGGCAUUUGUCCAUUGACACUGUGACUGUGGCUGAUGAAUUCACGCCUUGUAAUUGCCAAUGCAACUGCAACCGUGUGUACAGGGGACAUGAGCAUAGGAGCGAGGGAGACAGCAAUGCUGGAGAAACCGGUUACCCCAAGGUUAAUGUUGAUGAUGAAGACAGGAAGAUACCCAGUGACUUGCGUCUGGUUGACCUGAGCAUGCAAGACAAAAUACUUGCUUCAGGCUCUGUGUCUACAGACCACCUGCAGAGUACAAAUGUCCCAGCCCACCAGCAAGUAGAAAGGACUGUGGAAGGAAGGAUGGGGAGCAUCCUAGAAGCCCUUUGCUUGCAGCCUAAUCAGUGGGAUUUGGAAAAUCCAGGAUCUCUCCCUUCUCCUGACGGUGAAAGUGUUUCCUACAGUGAAGGCUCCUGUGACUUCUUCCCUCACAUUGCAAGGCCUGGUGACAGUUACCCUGUGAUCUGCGUAGAUUUGGACACUAUUGACAGUGGCUUUGUGGACUCGGACUGUGGGAGUCCAGUUGACUGUGAAUUUGAGCAAAACAACCAGACUGACUGUGGUUCCACCCCUCUUGAGCAGGAGGGGGAGGACUUUCCAAGGAGCUACGUCAAGCAGUGGGUCUCCUGUCGCUCUGACAGCCCUGUCAAUGGGACACAGACAAACUAAGGACUUGAUGUUGCCUUGCAGAGUGUUUGGCCUUUUCCGUGCUGUGCCAGGAGCAAAGUCUUAGAAAAAUUCGGAAGA